Molecule: messenger RNA, 1755 nt
Organism: Castor canadensis (American beaver)
Lineage: Eukaryota; Metazoa; Chordata; Mammalia; Rodentia; Castoridae
Gene: Nfkbia
Product: NFKB inhibitor alpha
Biological process (GO): cellular response to tumor necrosis factor; toll-like receptor 4 signaling pathway
Cellular component (GO): cytosol
Molecular function (GO): NF-kappaB binding
Source: RefSeq, a predicted model, not a curated record
AGCACUGAAGUUUUCACAACUUCUACUUCUGUCCAUGCAGAAGCAAGGACGGCCUGCGACCUUCCAACCACUAGUGCGUCCUUCCUCGUAGCAGGUCAUUUGGAACCAGCAAAUCCCGACACCUAGCCAUCAUUUCCACUCUUGCGUUCUCAAAAGAUCAUAAAACGGAAAGGACCCGCGGGUUGGCAAACCCCAAAGAGGAACCGCCCAGGAGCAGGUCUGCGUCCUUGGGAUCUCAGCAGCCAACGACCCCAAAUCAAAUCGAUGGUGGGAAACCCCAGGGACAGAAGGGCUCUUGCAGAGGGCCAGGUUUACAGAGUGCAGGCUGCAGGGAAGUACCGAGGGGGAGGGGGCCUGGUCGGGAGGACUUUCCAGCCACUCAGGGCUCCUCGAAAAGUUCCCUGUACUUGACCCCAGUGGCUCAUCUCAGGGAGUUUCUCCAAUGAACCCCGGCCCAGAGCUCAGGGCUGCUCCGCCAAGGCCGAGGCCAGUUCUCUUUUUCUGGUCUGACUGGCUUGGAAAUUCCCCGCGCCUGACCCCGCCCCGGAGAAAUCCCCUGCCAGCGCUUAUAGGGCGCCGCGGCGGCGCUGGCGAGCCCACAACAGUCGAGCACGCCGUCCUGCCCGCUGCACCGCCGCCGCCGCCGCCGCCGAGCCAGCGCGCAGCCCGCCGCCCAGCGCACCUGGGGACAGCGCCCGGAGCUCUCAGCGCGCCAUGUUCCAGCCGGCCGAGCACGCCCAGGAGUGGGCCAUGGAGGGCCUGCGGGACGGACUGAAGAAGGAGCGGCUGCUGGAUGACCGCCACGACAGCGGCCUGGACUCCAUGAAGGACGAGGAGUACGAGCAGAUGGUGAAGGAGCUGCGCGAGAUCCGCCUGGAGCCGCAGGAGGCGCCGCGCGGCGCCGAGCCCUGGAAGCAGCAGCUCACCGAAGACGGAGACUCGUUCCUGCACUUGGCCAUCAUCCACGAAGAGAAGGCACUGACCAUGGAAGUGAUUCGCCAGGUGAAGGGCGACCUGGCCUUCCUCAACUUCCAGAACAAUCUGCAGCAGACUCCACUCCACUUGGCUGUGAUCACCAACCAGCCAGAAAUCGCAGAGGCACUUCUGGAAGCUGGCUGUGAUCCUGAGCUCCGAGACUUUCGAGGAAAUACCCCCCUACACCUUGCCUGUGAGCAGGGUUGUCUGGCCAGUGUAGGAGUCCUGACGCAGACCUGCACAACACAGCACCUUCAGUCCAUCCUGCAGGCCACCAACUACAAUGGCCACACAUGUCUGCACUUAGCGUCCAUCCAUGGCUAUCUGGGCAUCGUGGAGCAUCUGGUGUCUUUGGGUGCUGAUGUCAAUGCUCAGGAGCCAUGUAAUGGCAGGACAGCCCUCCACCUCGCAGUGGACCUGCAGAAUCCUGACCUGGUGUCGCUCUUGUUGAAGUGUGGGGCUGAUGUCAACAGAGUUACCUACCAAGGCUACUCCCCAUACCAGCUCACCUGGGGCCGCCCGAGCACCCGGAUACAGCAGCAGCUGGGCCAGCUCACCCUGGAAAAUCUCCAGAUGCUGCCUGAGAGCGAGGAUGAAGAGAGUUAUGACACAGAGUCAGAGUUCACAGAAGAUGAGUUGCCUUAUGAUGACUGUGUAUUUGGAGGCCAGCGCCUGACAUUAUGAGAAGAAAGUGUCAAAAAGAAGACGUAUAUUUGUACAUUUGUAUAUUUGUACAAAAAAGAGUUUUAUUUUUCUAAAAAAAAAAAAAAAGAGGGGGGA